Molecule: messenger RNA, 381 nt
Organism: Bipolaris victoriae FI3
Lineage: Eukaryota; Fungi; Ascomycota; Dothideomycetes; Pleosporales; Pleosporaceae
Exons: 2
Coding region: 1-381 (126 amino acids)
Source: RefSeq, a predicted model, not a curated record
AUGAGACUCUCAACCCCCCUCCUCAUCCUCCUCCCCCUCUUCCUCGCCACAGUAACAGCAACAUCGGACGCCCCUCUCUCAACCCUAACCAUCCACCCCGCCUGCCCCAGCGCCAUGCCCUCCGACGUUAUCGUAACCCGCUCGAACGUACCCGUACCUUCCUGUGCAGCCGGCAACAAAACAAAGCCCAUGAUCAUCAGCAUGGACGGCGAUAAAACAAUGACGAUGACGGCGGGCGGAGGCGCGAUGAUGACGCCUAGUAUGAGUUCGAGCGGGAGUCCAGCGCAAUUUACUGGUGCAGCCGUGCGUCACAGCGUAGGCGUACUUGGUGGAGGGAUUUUGGCUGUGGUGGGUGGAGCGGUCGUUGCUGUCGUUGUUUAA